AAAAUUACUAUUGCAACACCCGUAAAAAAUCAAAAUACAGGUGGAACAAUAUCAAAGCAAACUGAUGCUAAAAAAAAUUUUGCAAAAAUUAAAUCUCAUGAUUAUAUGAAGUCCCUGAGUAAAUAUGCCAAUAGGAUUAAUAUUGAGGAAAUUUCCCCUGUCCAUCUAUCGACCUCAGUUGUUAAUGAUAUUAAGAUGAGCGACAAAAAAGCUCAAGGUAAUAA
Racocetra persica is the source of this 224-nucleotide messenger RNA. The record is from the annotation of a GenBank genome assembly. Lineage: Eukaryota; Fungi; Glomeromycota; Glomeromycetes; Diversisporales; Gigasporaceae.